Drosophila ficusphila is the source of this 2185-nucleotide messenger RNA. It is a transcript of the gene Pngl, whose product is annotated as peptide-N(4)-(N-acetyl-beta-glucosaminyl)asparagine amidase. Gene Ontology annotation, biological process: protein deglycosylation; protein quality control for misfolded or incompletely synthesized proteins; glycoprotein catabolic process. NCBI's taxonomy places the organism in Eukaryota, Metazoa, Arthropoda, Insecta, Diptera, Drosophilidae. The record is from RefSeq and is a predicted model, not a curated record. Bases 94 to 1989 code for a protein of 631 amino acids. The transcript is spliced from 6 exons. Gene Ontology annotation, molecular function: peptide-N4-(N-acetyl-beta-glucosaminyl)asparagine amidase activity. Gene Ontology annotation, cellular component: cytoplasm; nucleus; cytosol.
CAACACAUUACCCUUUGUUUCAGCCCGACUAACAACCCCUUCAUCAGACACCCUAGAAUUGUUGAAUUCUGAUAAGAGCAACUAGUCAUCAUUAUGGUGGACAUCAACUUGGAAUGCGUACAUCAGAUAGAGCCGAAGACCCGCUCCACGGGGCAGCAGCAGCAGGGUCUGAAGGAGGCCUACUUGGAGGCGGUACGCAUUUUGCUGGUAUUGUUGGAGAACGUUCUGGCUCAGCCGGAGAACUCCAAGUUCCGUACCAUACGUUUGGAGAACAAAGCGAUCAAAGAGAAGCUACUCACCCUGCCCGGCUGCGAGAGGCUGCUGGACGCCAUUGGCUUUAUUCGCGCCCCUGAAUCCAACGUUUACACCUUACCCACCGAUGUGUCCCUGCAGCAGGUGCAGAAGUAUCGGGAUGCACUGAGCGAACGGCGUUCUGCCUGGCUUAGCGGCACCUUGCCAAAGAGUCCGCCCCAGCAUAGCGCCGCCAGCAACACGCUUUCGCCCCUGUUUAUCAAGCCAUCGGUGGAGUACCGCCAACGUAUUGCUUUUCCUCGGGUGCUGCGAACCACCAACAACUUUUUACAGUCGCUGGAACUGUACUCUGAUGCCGUCAUGCAGUACGAGGACGAGCUGCUGCUGGCUACUGGCCGUACUCUGAUACCCGUGGAAGAACUGACCGAAAAAGCUAGUGAAAAGUUGAUGGAAAUGCAGGAGCAGAUUGCCUCAGGAGAGUGCCAAGAAAAGGAGCCCUGUGUCCGCGAUCUGCUGCUCGUGGAGCUGGUCAACUGGUUCAACACGCAGUUCUUUCAGUGGGUAAACAACAUACCCUGCAGAGUUUGCGGAAGUGAGGAGGGCAAGCUACGGCGGACCCAAAAGGAGGGAGAUGUCCGUGUGGAAGUCACCGUCUGCUGCGGCCAGGAGAGCAAGUUUUAUCGCUACAACGACAUUUCCCAGCUUCUGGUCUCACGAAAGGGCCGUUGCGGAGAGUAUGCUAAUUGUUUUACAUUCUUUUGCCGCUGCAUGGACUACGAUGCACGUAUUGUGCACUCCCACUUCGACCACGUGUGGUCUGAGGUGUACUCCGAUGCGCAGAUGCGCUGGUUGCACGUUGACCCUUCAGAGAAUGUUGUGGACUCGCCACUUAUGUAUCAGCACGGGUGGAAACGCCACAUCGACUACGUGCUCGCCUACUCGCGCGACGACAUCCAAGACGUGACAUGGCGCUACACAAACGACCAUCAAAAAAUCCUACAACUGCGCAAACUGUGUAGUGAAAAGGAACUGGUGCAAACACUGGAUCAGAUUCGCUCAAAGCGGCGACGAAAUUGCACCGCUGAAAGGAUAUUGUUCCUUGGGCAGCGCAACAUGUGCGAAGUUAUCAGCUUGACCCUCGAGCGGGUUCCAACGGAAAACGAGCUUAAGGGAAGAAGCUCAGGCAGUCUCUCAUGGCGACAGUCGCGGGGAGAGCACACUUUCACCAACAUUUUUGUCUUCACCCUAUACGAAGCCGAGCUAAAGAAACGACAACUCAAUUUGCGUUACAGUUGCGCCACCGACACGUAUGAACGAUAUGUCAAUGAUACCGGAGUCGUCACUAUUCUGGAUACCUAUAAAACCUGGCAAAAAGCGCAAUUUUCCUCAAAAAAUGUUUUUCGAAAAGUAGAGCGCGAUUGGAAAAUGGCUUAUUUGGCUAGAGUAGAGGACACUGAUAGUGGUGAAAUUGUCUGGAAGUUUGACUUUAGCAAGAGCUGUCUGAAGGUUAAAUCUUACAAGUUGGUAUUCGAGACAAAAACUUUUGGAGAAGGAAAAAUCACUGUAACCAUUGAAGCUAUUGAUGGAAGCGCUUCCGUCGAAAAUGCCAGUGGAUUCCAGAUUGUGGCUAAGCUUACCGGCGGUAAGGGCGACGUUGCGUGGCAGCACACUCAACUAUUUAGGCAGAGUUUGAAUUCCCGGGACUACCCCUUCGAACUUCAUGUGGAAUUACACUAAAUAAUUGUAUUAAAGAUAUUCCGAUAAAGAUAUAAUGAUUGUAAAAAGGCAUGUACGAUUCCCAGAACGGAUAAAAAAAUUAAAUACAAUAAUGUAUAAUUUAUAUUAGGAUUAAGGUUAUGGCACAUGGUGCUAUUUAAGUCAUUCUCCUUAAAGCCUAAAAGCGUUGUUAAAAAAAAAACUAAGAAAAAACUUU